Molecule: messenger RNA, 5678 nt
Organism: Gekko japonicus
Lineage: Eukaryota; Metazoa; Chordata; Lepidosauria; Squamata; Gekkonidae
Product: CUB and sushi domain-containing protein 1-like
Exons: 36
Source: RefSeq, a predicted model, not a curated record
UCUGCAUUUUAUUGUCUUUGACACUGAGAUGGCUCAUGACAUCCUAAAGGUGUGGGACGGCCCUGUUGAAAGCAGUAUUCUACUUAAAGAGUGGAGUGGGUCUGCUCUUCCUGAGGACAUUUAUAGCACUUUCAACUCUCUGACUUUACAGUUUGACAGUGACUUCUUCAUCAGCAAAUCUGGUUUUUCUAUCCAGUUCUCAACAUCAGUUGCAUCAACUUGUAAUGAUCCUGGGACCCCACAGAAUGGAAGCAGAUAUGGAGACAGUCGAGAGCCUGGGGAUACAAUCACCUUCCAGUGUGACCCAGGGUAUCAGCUGCAAGGGCAGGCGAAAAUUACUUGUGUACAGCUGAAUAAUCGAUUCUUUUGGCAGCCUGAUGCUCCUACAUGUUUAGCUGCCUGUGGUGGAAACCUUACAGGCCCUGCAGGUGUUAUUUUAUCACCAAACUACCCCCAGCCGUAUCCUCCUGGGAAGGAAUGUGACUGGAGAAUAAAAGUAAACCCUGAUUUUGUCAUUGCCUUGAUAUUCAAAAGCUUCAAUAUGGAACCCAGCUACGAUUUUUUACAUAUUUAUGAAGGAGAAGAUUCCAACAGCCCUCUAAUUGGCAGUUUUCAAGGCUCCCAGGCUCCAGAAAGAAUAGAGAGCAGUGGUAAUAGCUUGUUUCUGGCAUUUCGUAGUGAUGCUUCUGUUGGCAUGUCAGGAUUUGCCAUUGAAUAUAAAGAAAAACCACGAGAAGCUUGUUUUGAUCCUGGCAAUAUAAUGAAUGGAACUAGAAUUGGAUCAGAUUUUAAACUUGGAUCAAGUAUUACUUACCAGUGUGAUUCUGGCUACAAGAUUAUUGAUCCUUCCACAAUCACUUGUGUGAUUGGUGUUGAUGGAAAACCUGCAUGGAACAGAGUUUUACCAUCUUGUAAUGCUCCCUGUGGAGGCCAGUAUAUCGGAUCAGAUGGUGUGGUUUUAUCACCAAAUUACCCUCAUAAUUACACUGCUGGGCAGACUUGUCAUUAUUCAAUUACUGUGCCUAAAGAAUUUGUUGUUUUUGGACAGUUUGCCUAUUUCCAGACAGCACUAAAUGACGUGGUGGAAUUAUUUGAUGGAGAACAUCCACAGGCCAGGCUUCUGAGUUCACUUUCUGGAUCUCACUCAGGUGAGACUUUGCCUUUAGCCACAUCAAAUCGGAUUCUCUUGCGGUUUAGCACCAAGAGUGGCGCAUCUGCCAGAGGCUUCCAUUUUGUUUACCAAGCUGUUCCACGCACAAGUGAUACACAGUGCAGCUCUGUCCCAGAGCCCAGAUAUGGAAGGAGGAUUGGCUCUGAAUUCUCAGCAGGUUCUGUAGUCCGCUUUGAAUGUAGUCCCGGCUAUCUUCUGCAAGGCUCAAAAGCUAUCCGCUGCCAAUCUGUGCCCAAUGCUUUAGCCCAGUGGAAUGACACAGUACCAAGCUGUGUGGUGCCAUGCAGUCGGAAUUUCACUGAACGAAGAGGAACUAUAUUAUCUCCAGGCUUCCCAGAACCUUAUGGUAACAGCUUGAAUUGUGUGUGGAAAAUCACAGUGACUGAGGGAUCAGGUAUUCAGAUCCAGGUAAUAAGCUUUGGCACUGAACAUAACUGGGACUCUCUUGAAAUCUAUGAUGGGGGUGACAUGACAGCACCAAGGCUUGGGAGUUUUUCAGGUACCACAGUGCCAGCGUUAUUGAACAGCACUUCAAAUCAACUUUAUCUGCAUUUUCAUUCUGAUAUUAGUGUGGCAGCUGCUGGUUUUCACCUGGAAUACAAAACUGUGGGCCUUGCUGCCUGCCCAGAACCCGUAAUUCCUAGCAAUGGAUUCAAAGUGGGCGAUAGAUAUAUGGUGAAUGAUGUUUUGUCAUUUCAGUGUGAGCCAGGAUACACAUUACAGGGACGUUCUCAUAUUUCUUGUAUGCCUGGAACUGUUCGCCGUUGGAACUAUCCUUCUCCUCUGUGUAUUGCUAAAUGUGGUGGAACUCUGACAAAUAUAGCUGGAGUAAUCCUGAGCCCAGGCUUCCCAGGAAACUAUCCCAGUAACCUUGGUUGCACAUGGAAGAUAUUGUUGCCUGUUGGAUAUGGUGCACACAUACAAUUUCUGAACUUCUCCACUGAAGCAAACCAUGACUUCGUUGAAAUUCAGAAUGGGCCUUAUCACACCAGUUCUAUGAUUGGCCAGUUUAGUGGAACAGACCUCCCACCAUCCUUAUUAAGUACAACUCAUGAAACACUCAUUCAUUUCUAUAGUGAUCACUCAGAAAAUAGGCAAGGAUUUAAACUUUCAUAUCAAGGUUAUGAAUUACAAAAUUGUCCAGAUCCUCCUCCUUUUUUAAAUGGAUAUAUAAUCAACUCAGACUACAGUGUGGGACAAUCUGUCUCUUUUGAGUGCUACCCUGGUUAUGUUCUGAUUGGUCACCCUAUUCUCACUUGCCAGCAUGGGAUCAAAAGGAACUGGAAUUAUCCUUUCCCAAAGUGUGAAGCUCCUUGUGGCUAUAAUGUGACGUCUCAGAAUGGUACUGUGUAUUCCCCAGGAUUUCCAGAUGAAUACCCAAAUUCAAAAGAUUGUACAUGGAUUAUUACUGUACCACCGGGCCAUGGGAUCUAUAUCAAUUUCACCUUACUCCAAACAGAGCUAGUGAAUGACUACAUUGCAGUUUGGGAUGGCCCUGACCAAAAUUCACCUCAGCUGGGAGUGUUCAGUGGGAAUACAGCUCUUGAAACAGCUUAUAGCUCAAUCAAUCAAGUUCUCCUCAAGUUUCACAGUGACUUCUCCACUGGAGGGUUCUUUGUUCUAAAUUUUCAUGCAUAUCAGCUUAAGAAGUGCCAGCCUCCACCAGCAGUUCCACAAGCUGACUUGCUUACAGAAGACGAUGAUUUUGAAAUAGGGGACUUUGCCAAGUACAAAUGCCACCCUGGCUACACCUUGGUUGGAAAUGACAUGAUGUUCUGUAAGUUAAAAAAACAACUCCAAUUUGAGGGUUCCCCUCCAUUUUGUGAAGCACAAUGCCCAGCAAAUGAAGUCCGUACGGAUUCAUCUGGAGUAAUUCUCAGUCCAGGUUACCCAGGCAACUAUCCCAAUUCACAAACCUGUGCCUGAACUCUUAAAGUUGAACCAGGUUACAACAUUUCUGUCUUUGUAGAAACAUUUCAAAGUGAAAAACAGUUUGAUGAGCUUGAAAUAUUUGAUGGUUCUUCUGGUCAAAGUCCUUUACUGGUUGCUCUGAGUGGAAAUCAUACAGGACAACUUAAUUACACAAGCAAAACCAAUCAGUUGCAUUUGCGCUGGUCAACUGACCAUGCAACUAGUAAGAAAGGAUUCAAGAUUCGUUACUCAGCUCCUUACUGCAGCUUAAACCAUGCUGUGAAGAAUGGUGGAAUUGUAAAUAAAACAAGGGGUACAGUCGGCAGCACAGUUUGUUAUUAUUGUAAGCCUGGAUACAGAAUGAUUGGCCACAGCAAUGCAACUUGUAGGCGACGCACAAAUGGCAUGUAUGAGUGGGAUUUCCCUGCCCCUCUCUGCCAAGCUGUAUCCUGUGGUAUCCCAGAAUCUCCCGGAAAUGGUUCAGUCUGGGGUAAUGAGUUUAUUUUGAGCAGCAGAAUAAUAUAUGAAUGUAAUGAGGGCUUUAAGCUGGAGUCAAAUCAACAAGCAACAGCAGUAUGUCAAGAAGAUGGAUUGUGGAGCAAUAAAGGAAGGCUACCUGUCUGUAAACCUGUGACUUGCCCCAGCAUUGAGACUCUGCUCUCAGAACAUGUUGUCUGGAGACUGAUUUCUGGGUCAGUGAAUGAGUUUGGAACACAAGUCAUGCUGAGUUGCAGCCCUGGCUAUUAUUUAGAGGGUCAGAGACUCAUGCUGUGCAAAGCUAAUGGAACAUGGAGUGGUGCUGAUGAGAGACCAACCUGUAAGGUAAUCUCCUGUGGAAGUCUCCCAACACCACCAAAUGGCAAUAAGAUUGGCACCUUGAUUGUGUAUGGAGCUACAGCAAUCUUCACCUGUAACACCGGAUAUACACUAGUUGGGUCUCACGUGAGAGAAUGCUUAGCAAAUGGACUGUGGAGUGGCACUGAAACACAAUGUCUAGCUGGACAUUGUGGUUCUCCAGAUCCAAUAGUAAACGGCCACAUUAGUGGGGAUGGUUUCAGUUACCGUGACACUGUGGUGUACCAGUGUAAUCCUGGCUUUCGACUUGUUGGCACAUCUGUUCGAAUAUGCUUGCAAGAUCACAAGUGGUCUGGACAAACACCAGUUUGUGUCCCAAUCACAUGCGGCCAUCCUGGAAAUCCUGUUAAUGGAGUCACAAAUGGCACUGAGUUCAAUUUGAAUGAUGUUGUCAACUUUACCUGCAAUACUGGAUAUUUACUUCAAGGGGCCUCCCAAGCACAGUGUCGCAGCAAUGGACAGUGGAGUAGUUCUUUACCUACUUGCCGAGUUGUGAACUGCACAGAUCCAGGUUUUGUGGAAAAUGCUGUUCGUCAUGGGCAACAGAAUUUCCCUGAAUCUUUCAAAUAUGGAGUCAGUGUGGUAUACCACUGCAAGAAAGGAUUUUAUCUUCUAGGAUCUUCUGCACUGACCUGCAAGGCUACUGGUUUGUGGGACAGAUCACUACCCAAAUGUUUGCCAAUAUCAUGUGGACACCCUGGAGUUCCAGCAAAUGCAAUUCUGUCAGGAGACAAAUUUACAUAUGGGUCUGCUGUUCGCUACUCCUGCACAGGAAGUCGAACUCUCAUAGGAAACUCAAGUAGGACAUGCCAAGAAGACAGCCGCUGGAGUGGAACUCUGCCUCACUGCUCAGGAAAUACCCCAGGGUUUUGUGAUGAUCCUGGAGUACCAUCUCAUGGAACUAGACUUGGAGAUGAGUUCAAGAUAAAAAGUCUACUGCGUUUUUCCUGUGAAAUGGGUUAUCACCUGAAAGGUUCCCCAGAAAGAACAUGUCUCCUUAAUGGGUCGUGGUCUGGUUUGCAGCCCGUGUGCGAAGCUGUAUUUUGUGGAAAUCCUGGAACGCCAGCCAAUGGCAAAAUAACCUACAGUGAUGGGGUUUCAUUCUCAAGCUCUGUCAUAUAUGCCUGUUGGGAAGGCUACAAAACUUCAGGGCUAACUACUCGGCACUGUACAGCCAAUGGCACAUGGACUGGCACUACCCCAGACUGCACAGUGAUCAGUUGCGGAGAUCCUGGUGAAUUAGCAAAUGGUUUUCAGUUUGGAAAUGAUUUCACAUUUAACAAGACGGUAACCUAUCAGUGCAAUCCAGGCUAUCUAAUGGAACCUGUUGGAGCAUCUACCAUAAGCUGUACCAAAGAUGGCACAUGGAACCAGAGUAAACCCAUUUGUAAAGCCAUCACAUGUGCCACGCCUCCCCAAGUGCAAUAUGGAAAGGUGGAAGGGUCAGAUUUCCAUUGGGGCUCUAGUGUAAGUUACAGCUGUGCUGAUGGGUAUCAGCUUUCCAAUUCUGCUAUUCUUUCUUGUGAAGGACGAGGAGUAUGGAGAGGAGAUGUUCCACAGUGCCUGCCUGUGUUCUGUGGAGAGCCUGGUAUUCCAGCUGAGGGGCAACUUAAUGGUAAAAGUUUUACCUACAGAUCUGAAGCAUCAUUUCAGUGCAGACCACCUUUUAUACUGAUAGGUUCACCAAAAAGAAUUUGCCAAGCAGAUGGCACUUGGAGUGGAAUUCAGCCGACGUGCAUUG